GCUGUCCUUUCUCCAUCAUACCUGUUUGCUGAGAAGAUGAAGUGUGCAAACUUGGCUGUGCUGCUGGUCUUUCUACAAAAUGCCAUUGCACAGAAUGCAGCCACCACCACGAUCCAGAAUGUGCCUACACCUCUUCCUACCCUGGUGGAAUAUCUGACUGAACCUCGGGCCACACUCAACAAACCUCAGUUCAUACCAGAGCCAUUUGCCAACGUAACCGGCUCUUUGAAUGAAAAUGGAGUGUGCCAAUGCUCAGUGUACCUGCCAGACACCGGGUUUCCUGUGCAGAAGGUCGAGAUGCUGGAAAUCACAGCCCGAGUGCUUUCUGAGAAAUUCGCAAUAGAACUUACUAAAGUUAGCCAAUAUACCAAAGCAAUUGAAAUAUAUGAACAGAAAAUCCGAAACCUAACCAUCAAGGUGGAACAUAUGGAGUCAACCAGUGUUUCUUACACUGAGUUGGACUUUCAGUUACUGAAACUGGAAAUCAAUGAAAUGCAGAGACUGGUCACUCAGCUGAAAUCCACACUUGGAAGCAAUGUGAUUGUUGAACAACUAUACGUGGAGAUUAGGAAUCUGACUGUUAUGGUAAAUGAUCUGGAAUCAUUGGACAAAAACAAUAUCCUUGCAAUCCGUCGAGAAAUUGUGACACUGCAGAAUCGAUUGAAGGAAUGUGAAAAGGAUAGAAAUCAAACCACUCCACCCUCCUAUUUCCCACCAGGUAGUUGUGGUCAUGGUGGAAUUGUGAAUAUCAGCCAGCCCUAUGUUGUACAGCUGAACUGGAGAGGAUUUUCCUACAAAUAUGGUGCCUGGGGUAGGGAUUACUCUCUUCGGACGCCAGAGAAGGACCUAUACUGGGUUGCACCUUUGAACCCAGAUGGGAGAAUCUUGGAAUAUUACAGACUUCAUAAUUCCUAUGAUGAUUUGCUGCUAUUCAAAAACGCUAAAGAAAGUAGAAUUGCAUACGGGGAAGGCAGUGGCAUUGCAGUUUACAAUAAUUUCAUGUAUUAUAAUAUAUAUAGUACAAGAGAUAUGGGCAAGCUUGAUUUAAACACAAACACAUUGGCUUUGAGGAAAACUCUGCCAAACGCUGCUUUUGGUAACCGUUUCUCUUAUGCUGGUGUUGGGUGGCAAGAUAUAGACUUUGCUGUGGAUGAAAGUGGAUUAUGGGUAAUUUAUUCAACCGAGGAAAGCACGGGUAACAUUGUGAUUAGCAAACUCAAUGAGACCACACUUGAUGUGCUCCAUACUUGGAAAACAAGGCAGUACAAGCCAUCUGUUUCUAACGCUUUCAUCAUAUGUGGUGUUCUAUAUGCCACAAGACCUGUCAGCACUAGGAAAGAGGAAAUAUUUUACAUGUAUAACACCAACACUGAACAGGAAGGUAGAAUUAAUAUAAUUAUGGACAAAAUGUUAGAAACAGUUCAGAGUAUCAACUAUAAUCCCUCAGACCAAAUCCUGUAUGUUUACAAUGAUGGCUACCUUGUUAGAUACAAUCUGAUUUUUCAACCUGCGUUACACUGAUAUGAAUUUACAUAACGGCUAGAGACCAUAGAAAGUCCAAUUUUAUAUCCCUGUGGACAAUGUUAAUGUCCUAAUCCUCCCAAGAGUAGCUACUGGGCCUAGGGUUUAUUACCAUGAGCUGUCCCAGUGAAGGGAUUACUUACACUAAUAACCUCUAUGCCUGGUAAUAACUAGUUGCAAGAUUGGGUUCUUAGCUUUUUAACUGGUGUUUAGAUACAAUGGUGACAGGUGUACUAGAAAUGCCUCUGCUGUAAAGAUAAAUAGAUGACUUAUUGAUGGACAGAACAUGCAUAGCAAUAGGCUCACACACUGAUGUGCAUUUGGAGGAAUGUCUGUAUUUGGAUAAAACAUGGAAACUGAACUGCUGUUUUGUCAUCAGUGCUCAAAAUAUGGAAGGCCAUAAAUAUAUUAAUCACUGGCCUCAAUUACUAAAAGAUUAAUAUUAGAGGAGAAUUAAGACUUGAUCUUUAAAGAGCAGACCUUCGGUUAAGAUGAAGCUAUGCAAACGGUUGCCAUGGCGCCUUCCUUUCAACCCAUCAAUGUAUUUUAGAUGGCAGGGCUCCAAUGGACUACUUUCCUAAAAAGAAGAACAGGAGUACUUGUGGCACCUUAGAGACUAACAAAUUUAUUAGAGCAUAAGCUUUCGUGGACUACAGCCCACUUCUUCGGAUUGCACUCCUGGGAAAAAAACCUUACCCAUUUUUGGACGGUUGCAUUUUCUUAGCACUGUGUCCUGGGAGCAUGAGCCAUACCCCACUGAAAACCAUGGAAAGAGUUCCAUUGACUUUAAUAGUCUCUGGCAGUCCCUUGGCGUAUGCCAUAUGCUGCAGUAGAGCAGAAACUAUGCCACCCUACAUGCUUCCAUUUAGCAUUCUGCAAUUUACUGUGACCUCCAUUAGCAUCUUUCAAAAACACUCCGAAAACAAGGAGCCAAAAUUCAUUUCCAGUAUAACUCCAUUGGCUUCAAUUAUUUUACAUUGGGGGGGUGAAUCUGGCACAUGAUUUGUCCGUUACAGAAUACUGACGUUAGGAAAAAAAUCAGUCAGAUGCUCUUUAUUUUUAAAAUGCCACAUAAUAUUUUCUAUCAAUAUCUGUACUGUAAUCAUGUCAGAAAUACUGACGUGUACAAUUAUGAAAAUGCAGUGAAUGCUUGCUGGUUUUAUUUUAUUAACCCUAUCUUUGUUUUCUUAUAACCUGGAUCAGUAGAUGUGAAUGAUUAAUUUUUGUUUAAUUAAAAAGUGUUCUAAAAA
This is a messenger RNA of Chrysemys picta bellii (western painted turtle), 2771 nucleotides long. NCBI's taxonomy places the organism in Eukaryota, Metazoa, Chordata, Testudines, Emydidae. The record is from RefSeq and is a predicted model, not a curated record.